Molecule: messenger RNA, 819 nt
Organism: Drosophila virilis
Lineage: Eukaryota; Metazoa; Arthropoda; Insecta; Diptera; Drosophilidae
Gene: pgc
Product: polar granule component
Source: RefSeq, a predicted model, not a curated record
CUUUUUUAUGUAUCGAUAUCGCGAAAGCUUUCGUCAAUGCAGCCAACUUCAUUUUUAAAGAUCCGUUAGUUUUGGCUUGUGAAAAUUUUGAGAGUUCCAAUUUAAAUUCAAAACAACAAAAAAAAUAUGUGUGACUACGAGCACGAAUACUCCUUCACGUUUGAUGAGAGCACACUGGAAAAUGAGCUCAGUGGCCGCCCGUGGGACUGCGGAUUCGAGAGCAUGUGGCAACGCAUUGGUGAGGAGCUGCGGCGGGAACAGGAGAUCAACGAGCUGGAUCACAUAUUUCAGGAGAAGCUUAAGCUGCAAUGCUGCUCGCAAAUGGACUCGUGGAUGUAAAAAUCUCUCCCUAUAUAUAUAAUUUGUAUGUUCAUUUCGUUUAGUCAGCCGCAUUUUUGACAAAUGCGCUUUUCUUUAAGAUAUUUAAGAUAUUGUUUGUACAAUCGUCGUUUACUUAAAAACAGUCAAUAUUAACUUAUUUAAAUAACGUGAGAUAGGCUCCGAUCAAAAAAAUGUCGUUCAUAUUUUUUAAUAUAUUCGUUGUCCUGUGUUGCGAUUAUUAAUUCAAAUUCUCUCUGAUAAUUUAUAAUAAUCGAUCGCGAUGGACCAAGUUAACAAGCACUUAGAAAUGCUGUCAAUGUAACAAUAUAUGUAUUUCUUUCAUAUUAUACAUUAUAUUAUUAUUAUUAUUAAUAUUAUUAUGUAAUUUCGUUUCGACAGCAUGUUUGUGUUAAUUUUGUAUAACAACAAGUGAUCAGUAUUUAAAUCUACGAUCUCAUAUGUAGAAAAUAUACACAUUUUACGAAAGCUCAAACACAA